AUGGAUCAAUAUCCGCCGCUCGACAUGGCGCAGCCUUCGCCGUACCCCACUGGUGAGAAGAUCAGCGUCAUCGUCGACAAGGACAAGUUUGUGCACACGCGCAAUGCUCUCACCAACGCCUUCGUCGGGCUCUCUGGCGCCAUCGACACAGCCGUCAAGGCCUAUGUCGCCCACACCAAUGCCGUCCUCGACGAAGGAAGCACGCUCGACGUCAGCUACUUGAUGCAACCGUUCAACAACAUCAACAACGUCGCCCAGCUCGCCCACCAAGUUCUUCAAAAUGGCAAUGGCGCAAUGCCCAUCCCCGGCAACGUGUGGCCGAACGGCAACAUCCCACAAGGCUUCAAUGCCGACGGCAGCAAGAAGAAACGCCAGUACAAGCCACGCGACCCAAACGCCCCGAAGCGUCCUCUGACCGCCUACUUCCGCUACCUGCAAGAGAUGCGCCCCAAGAUCGCCGCAGAAGUCCAGGCUAGGGGACCGCCUGCAGACGGUAACAAAGCUGGUGACAUCUCGAAGAUCGCUACCGAGCGCUGGAACAGCCUUCCCGCCGGAGAGCAAGCCCCGUACCGCGCUGCGUACAAGAAAGAGAUGGUCAACUACGACGAAGCAGUCAAGCAAUACAAAGCACAAGGCGGUGAGGUUGGCGAAGGCGAAGAGGACGCAGCUGCCGAAGAUGACGACGAGGUACCUUCCCCUUCAGGCCCUGUCACUGUCAAGGCAGGCGCGGACGAGGAAGAGGAAGAUGACGAUGACUCCAGCGACGAUAGCGACGACUCGAGUGAGGAGGAGUCGGAAGACGAGCCAGCGCAACCCGCGCCGCCGCCGGUGAAGGCGGAAGCCGUGAAGAAGACACCCAAGGCAAGGAAGACGGCCAAAGUGAGUGUGCCCAAGCAGAGGAAAGGCGCGUACAACCAAGUGAUGCAAUGCAUCGUUUGCCAUGCCGUCCUUCCGAGCAACGCUAUUGCCGAUCACAUACUAAACCAUCAACAUCAGGCAGGAGCAGACCCGGUCGCACCUACCCCACAGCAACUCAGCAGUCUGCAGGUGAAUGGCUUCGCACCACCUGCUGCUGAGAUGGCUGCGCUUUCCUCAUCGCCGACUCGCAAACGUAAGGCGGAUCCUACGCCAGGCGACGGCGAGAAGAAGAAGAAGGGAAGAAAGUCGAACGCCGACAAGGCUGCUGAAGCGGCUGCAACACCGUCUUCACAGCUCGUGCCAGAGUCGAGCGAGAAGCUGAAGAAGGAAAAGAAGGAGAAGAAGAAGCGCAAGCCCGAGGCAGCGGCCUGA
This is a messenger RNA of Fulvia fulva, 1290 nucleotides long. RefSeq names its product Transcriptional regulator HMO1. The transcript is spliced from 3 exons. The coding region runs from base 1 to 1290 and encodes 429 amino acids. Lineage: Eukaryota; Fungi; Ascomycota; Dothideomycetes; Mycosphaerellales; Mycosphaerellaceae. The record is from RefSeq and is a predicted model, not a curated record.